CCGACCAGCGUUCCUCCAUUCUCUCACAAAUCCUUCUCCCCGAAGCAGCCGACCGUCUCGGCCGUAUCCGCCUUGUCAAGGAAUCGCGCGCAACCGACAUCGAGAACAGACUUAUAAUGCUUGCGCGGACUGGCCAAUUACGACAGAAGGUUACAGAAGAUCAGCUCAAAGAGAUACUGGGGGCUGUAGCAGAGCAACAGGAGAAGGAAGAGCAGAAGAUUGUUGUCAACAGGAGGGGAGGGAACUGGGACGAUGAUGAUGAGCUCGAGGAACUCAUGAAGGAUGUAUAG
Molecule: messenger RNA, 290 nt
Organism: Alternaria novae-zelandiae
Lineage: Eukaryota; Fungi; Ascomycota; Dothideomycetes; Pleosporales; Pleosporaceae
Exons: 1
Cellular component (GO): nucleus; cytosol
Molecular function (GO): DNA binding
Source: RefSeq, a predicted model, not a curated record